Molecule: messenger RNA, 396 nt
Organism: Gongylonema pulchrum
Lineage: Eukaryota; Metazoa; Nematoda; Chromadorea; Rhabditida; Gongylonematidae
Source: the annotation of a GenBank genome assembly
AUGCAACGAGGUUUUGAGACAGCCUGGGGUUGCUACGAUGCAUGUUACAAUCGUUUCGGUUUGCAAUUUCAAACUCCGGAAGCACUUUACGAGAAGCGUUACUAUCGUGCAAUUGGCUACAUGCGACCGCUCAGUAUUUGGGCUAUCCAGUGGACCCUGGUGAAACAAUUCAAAAUAUUCCUCCAAGCAAAUUCGACGAUUUUGAGCAGGAUUCGUAGAGAUACACCUUUAGCAGAACCAGGUAAGAUAUCAUCGUUACCACUACUUCUGAUAGAUCGGAGGAACGAUGAGGAAGAUGAGGGCGGCUAUGGAAAGCUCCAGUCUGAUACCAGUUCCGGAUGCUCAACAAUGCCAAGCACUUCCAGUGUUCGAUCAUUUCUUAAAGAAUCCUCUUAG